This is a messenger RNA of Carlito syrichta (Philippine tarsier), 3777 nucleotides long. It is a transcript of the gene RBBP5, whose product is annotated as RB binding protein 5, histone lysine methyltransferase complex subunit. Gene Ontology annotation, cellular component: Set1C/COMPASS complex. The transcript is spliced from 14 exons. The coding region runs from base 150 to 1766 and encodes 538 amino acids. The record is from RefSeq and is a predicted model, not a curated record. Gene Ontology annotation, molecular function: protein binding. NCBI's taxonomy places the organism in Eukaryota, Metazoa, Chordata, Mammalia, Primates, Tarsiidae.
GGAAGCCGCGGGGCCUUCUAAGUCAGAAAGUCUCUGCAGCUUGCAGCAGGCUGGCCCCGGAGCUCACCACUUAGACGCAGAUCUUAGAAGCCGGCUGGGGAGAGGGCGUUGUUGCCGGAGCUGAGACCGGGCGGCCAGAGUCCGCAGGGAUGAACCUCGAGUUGCUGGAGUCCUUUGGGCAGAAUUAUCCGGAGGAAGCUGAUGGAACUUUGGAUUGUAUCAGCAUGGCCCUGACUUGCACUUUUAACAGAUGGGGCACACUACUUGCAGUUGGCUGUAAUGAUGGCCGAAUUGUCAUCUGGGAUUUCUUGACAAGAGGCAUUGCUAAAAUAAUUAGUGCACACAUCCAUCCAGUUUGUUCUUUAUGCUGGAGUCGAGAUGGUCAUAAACUCGUGAGUGCUUCUACUGAUAACAUAGUGUCACAAUGGGAUGUUCUUUCAGGCGACUGCGACCAGAGGUUUCGAUUCCCUUCGCCCAUCUUAAAAGUCCAAUAUCAUCCACGAGAUCAGAACAAGGUUCUCGUGUGUCCCAUGAAAUCUGCUCCUGUCAUGUUGACCCUUUCAGAUUCCAAACAUGUUGUUCUGCCGGUAGACGAUGAUUCCGAUUUGAACGUGGUGGCAUCUUUUGAUAGGCGAGGGGAAUAUAUUUAUACAGGAAAUGCAAAAGGCAAGAUUUUGGUCUUAAAAACAGAUUCUCAGGAUCUUGUUGCUUCCUUCAGAGUAACAACUGGAACUAGCAAUACCACAGCCAUUAAGUCAAUUGAGUUUGCCCGGAAGGGGAGUUGCUUUUUAAUUAACACAGCAGAUCGGAUAAUCAGAGUUUAUGAUGGCAGAGAAAUCUUAACUUGUGGAAGAGAUGGAGAACCCGAACCCAUGCAAAAAUUGCAGGACUUGGUGAAUAGGACCCCAUGGAAGAAAUGUUGUUUCUCUGGGGACGGGGAAUAUAUAGUGGCAGGUUCCGCCCGGCAGCAUGCCCUGUACAUCUGGGAGAAGAGCAUUGGCAACCUGGUGAAGAUUCUCCAUGGAACGAGAGGAGAGCUCCUCUUGGAUGUAGCUUGGCAUCCUGUUCGACCCAUCAUAGCAUCCAUUUCUAGUGGAGUGGUAUCUAUCUGGGCCCAAAAUCAAGUAGAAAACUGGAGUGCAUUUGCACCAGACUUCAAAGAGUUGGAUGAAAAUGUAGAAUAUGAGGAAAGAGAAUCAGAGUUUGAUAUCGAAGAUGAAGAUAAGAGUGAGCCUGAGCAGACAGGGGCUGAUGCUGCAGAAGAUGAGGAAGUGGACGUCACCAGCGUGGACCCUAUUGCUGCCUUCUGUAGCAGUGAUGAAGAGCUGGAAGAUUCAAAGGCUCUAUUGUAUUUACCCAUUGCCCCUGAGGUAGAAGACCCAGAAGAAAAUCCUUAUGGCCCCCCACCGGAUGCAGUCCAAACCUCCCUGAUGGAUGAAGGGGCUAGUUCAGAGAAGAAGAGGCAAUCUUCAGCAGAUGGGUCUCAGCCACCUAAGAAGAAACCCAAAACAACCAAUAUAGAACUUCAAGGAGUGCCCAAUGAUGAAGUCCAUCCACUACUGGGUGUGAAGGGGGAUGGCAAAUCCAAGAAGAAGCAAGCAGGCCGGCCUAAAGGAUCAAAAGGUAAAGAGAAAGAUUCUCCAUUUAAACCGAAACUCUACAAAGGGGACAGAGGUUUACCUCUGGAAGGAUCAGCGAAGGGUAAAGUGCAGGCGGAACUCAGCCAGCCCUUGACAGCAGGAGGCGCAAUCUCAGAACUGUUAUGAAGACCCUUGAAGUUCUUCGUUCUUCCUUGCUUAGCCAUCAUGUGGCCUCUGGACACUAUGGUCAGUCAUUUGAGAUUGACUUUAAUUUAAAACAAAGGCCUCUGCCUCCCACCCAGGAGGUGGGAGGAGUGCAUUUUAUGUUUAAAUGAAGAAGUGAAUUAUGGAAGAAGAGUAUACGUCCCCCUUCCCUUCUUUUUCAAGCAUAAGUCCAAAUAGGCUCUCAGGAAUGAGGAUUUGUGAAGACAUCAAUUAGGAGUUUGACUCAUUUAAACUUUAAUGCUUAGUUAUGUUGAUGGAGAAAAGAUACCUAUGUUUUGCUUAUGUAACUUUAUUGUACCCAGCAUCGUUUUGACAUCAUUUCCUAUCUCCUGUUUGCCUUCCGUCCUCAGUGCAUGUCCUUGAGUGACUUGUUCUUAUCUGAAAUUUUGCUACCAGUUUCCUAGGCCAACUUUUGUUGUGUGCUUUUCAUUUUUGAACUUAAUCUCUUCCUAGAUGACUCCAGGAUUUCCAUAUUAUGUACUAAGGAUGGGCAGAAAAGAAAGUGCUUGAAAGAUUUCAAAUUUUCAGAAAAGGAAGAAAGAUAAGAUGGCCCUGUCUUCCUACCAUAACACAUUUUGCUCAAGAAACUGGGCUGUACGAGAUUCAGGGUUUUUCCUUGUUUUCCUUUCAUUGCAUGUUUCCUUUCAGUAUUGGUUUGUUGUCACUAAUCAUGAUUUUUGAAGGUAGUUUUAUCCAUCCUUCAGUGAAGAAUCAUCAGUAGUUUAUUUUGCUUUACCUGUGCUGGCCUCCAGCAAUGGAAACAAACCUAGGUGUCUCUCAACAGGCUUCUUUUUUAUCAGGGUGGGGGAAUCUAUGCAAGGUCUGAAGUAAAACUGUCCCGAAUCAAAGCAGCAACAACUCAGUUAAAAUCAAAGAUCAAGGUGAAUUUGUUUUUAUCAUAGCCUUUGGAAAUCCAUCCCUCUCAGUCAUUGCAUUUUCCCCUUCCUGUAUCUCUGCUCCUUUUCUUACUGUGUGUUCAGUCACUUCCUUUCUGUGAAAGGUUGCUUAGCUUUUUUGCUUCUUUUUUUUUAUUUGUUGUUUUUUAUAUAAAAAGUAGUAGAUUGGAUAGAUGUGUGUACAUUAGGUGUUUGAAAUUCUCUGAAAAUCCAGUCAGGAAACCAGACAUAGAAAGGGCUCAGUAGCUUCUCUGAGUAGAGCUUUUAGCUGACUGGAAAUACUUAACCUGGAUCAUAAUUUUUUCAGUAUUUUAAAAGGAGAAUUUACAUACUGUGCUUAUUGUGAAAUCUCUAUCAGUUGGUGGAUGCUCCUGUAGGUAACCAAACACGUUGAUUGCCUUUUAGAUUUUAGUAUAGAAAUCAAAGUAGAACACAUCAGUAAGAGCCUCUUUCUCCCAUUUCAUCUUUUCAAACCGACAUAUUCAGUAGUUGAAGAAAGCUUUUCCUGAGGCAGUUGCAAAAUGUCUAUAUUUUUAGAUGCCACUACUUUUUUCUUAAGUGCUCAUUUUGGGAAUUUCAUAUGAAUUAGACCAGUGGUUGAGGUUGGUAGGUGGCUCACUAGACAUGUUUGCAGACAUCAUAUCCAUUCCAGUUGUCUCUAUACUGUGCACUGCAGUAGUGUGCACACUGCGCAAUACAAGGGUUUCUGCCUUAUUUUCAUGUGUGAAGUAGCUUGAUUUCUUCUGCCUGUAUGUUUGGAUGUUUAUGCUGUGUCCACCUCCUAAACUGGCUACUGAGAAAAUUGUCUUAAGCCCUGUCAGACUGUCUCUGGCAACAGCUCCUAAUCAUUAUUUAUGUCUUGGAAUUUUUUUAAAACUUCUAAAACCUUUGGUCCAUUUUCAUUUGAAUUUCUUGAUUUGUACAAUAUAUGUAUAUUCUCUUCUUCCCUUUUGUCACCCCUGUGCCCCCAUCAUUUUUAAAAAAUGUUCUGUAGUUUUGUACAAGAUGAGACUUAACCUUGGAAACUUCUUGCUGAAGCUUUAAUGCUUUGUAAAUAAAAUCAGAUGUUUAUUAAA